AUGGACGAAGCGGAAUCAAUUUGUCUGCAACUGGACAUGGCUUUCUUGAUGCAUAAGAGAGCAAACAAACUUUCUGGGGGAGAAAAACGUAAAUUGUGUUUGGCCAUGGCCUUUGUUGGUAAAAGUGAACUAAUUCUCUUGGAUGAACCAACCGCGGGAAUGGACACCCGAUCGAGGUUAUUUGCGAAAAAGUUCAUUGAAAAGGAAAAAAACAGAAGGGCAAUAGUUCUCACCACGCAUUACCUGGACGAAGCGGAAGCAAUGGGGGAUUGGAUGUAUAUAAUGCAUAUGGGACGUUCCGUUUGUAGUGGAUCUCCAUACUUUCUCCAACAAAAGUUUGCGCCCGGGAAUAUACUUACUGUAGUUUUCAAAGAAAGUGUUCUUGCAGAAAAUGUAGAGAAUGCAAAAAAAAUUAUAGUGCAACAACUGCAAAAUGUCAAAAUCAGGACAGAGAGUGGAAGACAAAUCCGAGCAGAAAUUCCCAAAUCCGAACGAGAAAGACUUCUCAAAUUAUUUGCAACCUUCGAAAAUGAAGAGAAGACGCUAAAAAUUGACAGCUUUGGUUUAUCUGCGAACGCUUUUGAAGAAGCAUUUCUCAGAAUCGGCGAAAUUAGGGACAAAGCUGAAAACAAAAAUAUAGAGUUUUUAGAGGAUCCGCGCUAUGCUGAACUGCAAGAAAAUAAUGUUGUUAGAAUUCUGCAGCAAGCUAAAUACAUUUGGUUGAAGAAGUGGUGGAGUACGAUCUACAGCAUACCUUUAAUUGUAGAACAAGUAUUCAUCCUUUCAACUAUUUUCGCUUUGCAAAAAUACUUUCAACAUACAAUACAAUAUAACUUAAACUCAAUAGAAUCGAAUUAG
This is a messenger RNA of Cylicocyclus nassatus, 858 nucleotides long. NCBI's taxonomy places the organism in Eukaryota, Metazoa, Nematoda, Chromadorea, Rhabditida, Strongylidae. The record is from the annotation of a GenBank genome assembly.